AUGAAGUUCGGUGAACAGCUGGCAAGUCAUCUGACACCGGAAUGGCGGAAGCAGUACAUCGACUAUGAAGCUUUAAAGAAUCUACUUUAUGAUAAUAUGCUGGAAGUGCCUUCAGAAGAAGAACGACGUGAAGAGCAUAUAGCGCAGAUGGACGAGAAGUUCUUUAAUGAGUGCGAGAAAGAGCUUACUAAAAUCAAUCUCUUUUUCUCCCAGAAGAUAGCCGAGGCUCAGGGAAAGUACCAUGAGCUUCAGUCUGAACUGCAGAUGUUCAAAGAAGUUGUUGAGCAACGUACUGAACCGAUGACUCUACGGCGAAGAUUUGGUGCUCGAGACAAGCUUCAUAAGGAGACGAUAAAGACCAGUCAGCAGUUGAAACUCGCUUUUUCGGAAUUUUACCUCAGCCUGGUUCUUGUACAAAAUUAUCAACAAUUAAAUGGCACUGGAUUUCGGAAAAUUCUCAAGAAACACGAUAAACUCACUGGAAAUGAGCGUGGACUCGAUUGGAGGAUAAACAAAGUGGAGAAAAGCUCGUUUUUCUUGAACCGUGAGAUCGAGACUCUUAUUAACAAUGUGGAAACUUCUGUGAUCAACGAGCUUGAAGGCGGUAAUCGUCAAGCUGGUAUGAAGCGUUUGAAAGUGCCUCCAUUGUCUGAGAAGCAAAAGCCUAUCACUACGUUUUCGCUAGGACUCUUUAUGGGAGCAGCCUUGAUCCUCAUCGCUGCCAUUCUUCUAUCGUGGUGGGGAUUAGUGUCACGACCAAACGAGCCACAAUGGGUUGCUGUGCGACUGUUUCGUGGUCCUUUCCUCCUGUUCCUGUCGGUCUUCAUGUGCGGUGUAAAUAUGGCCGGCUGGGCCGGAGCCGGCGUCAAUCAUGUGCUGAUCUUUGAAGUGGAUCCAAGGCAUCAUCUUUCCUAUCAGAUGCUCAUGCAGAUCGCCGCUUUUAUGAUUAUGCUAUGGGCUGUGGCCGUACUAGCUUAUCUCUACGCUCACCUCAUCCACAUACCCCCAUUCGCACCUCCACUAGCACUAAUGAUCAUAUGCUUCAUCAUCAUGUUCAAUCCACUUUCAAAGCCGGACGACAUUUUCCACAAAAAGUCGAGAUGGUGGAUGAUACAGCACUGCUAUAAAUGUUUCACUGCUCCACUUCACUUCGUCACAUUCACUGAUUUCUGGCUCGGGGACCAAAUGAAUUCACUGACGACAUCGUUUCUGGACUUCCAGUACUUCUUAUGUUUCUACUCAACCGAAGUGGACUACUCCCUGGAUAAUUUUCUAGCUGUUAGGACUAUGAAUUCGACCACAGGUGCUGUGCCUUGGGGCUAUGUGGACAUCACAACUGGCAAGGAUAUGUGCAUGUCCGCGUCGGGUGUUCGUUCCUUUGUGUCGAUCAUUCCGGCGACGGUUCGUUUCAUGCAGUGUUUACGUCGUUACCGAGAUACCAAGCGAGUACAUCCACAUCUCGUUAAUGCCGGCAAGUAUUCGACUACUUAUUUGGUGGUGGCGUGUGGAGCGCUGAAUAAGUGGGCUGAGAAGUCGGAUCCGAACGUAACAUCGCCAUUCUUCUACAUCUGGAUUGCGUCGUAUAUCUUGUCAUUCACCUACACCUUCUUAUGGGACAUAUUUAUGGACUGGGGUCUGAUUGACCCUCGCGCUCCGAAAGAGGCGCCGUUGCUGCGAGAGGAGAUGAUUUAUGGCAGUAAAUACUAUUAUUAUGCAGCCAUCCUUCAAGAUUUUGUGCUAAGGCUUUCAUGGGUGCUGAAUGUGUCUCUUGGAGAAGCAUGGACUUUGGAUUCAGACUUUCUGACGACGGUCACUGCUCCCGCGGAGGUGUUCAGAAGAUUUGUAUGGAAUUAUUUUCGGCUCGAGAAUGAACAUGUGAACAAUUGCGGACAGUUUCGAGCUGUGCGAGACAUCUCAGUGAAACCGAUUCGGAAAGGCGAUUUGGAAUCUCUACUGUCGAAGAUGGAUCAAGCUGAUGGAGUGACGCAUCGAGGGCAGGAUUUGAUGGAGCGGGUGAAAAAGCAAAAGAAACAGAAGACUACGCGAAUACUUUUGAGGAAGGCGCGACUCAAUAGAUUCAUAGCACCGGUCAAUCCUGGUACAGCUCUCGUUGAAACUCAGCAAUAGGCCCACUUAUCAAAAUACGUGUAAUUUUGCUAGGUUUUGAUAUGAUUUUCAAAGGCACAGCCGCGUUGAGGACU
Molecule: messenger RNA, 2201 nt
Organism: Cylicocyclus nassatus
Lineage: Eukaryota; Metazoa; Nematoda; Chromadorea; Rhabditida; Strongylidae
Source: the annotation of a GenBank genome assembly